Messenger RNA from Andrographis paniculata, 625 nucleotides. Its product is annotated as 2-hydroxy-palmitic acid dioxygenase mpo1-like. The transcript is spliced from 4 exons. Gene Ontology annotation, cellular component: endoplasmic reticulum. Gene Ontology annotation, biological process: sphingoid catabolic process. The coding region runs from base 28 to 621 and encodes 197 amino acids. Lineage: Eukaryota; Viridiplantae; Streptophyta; Magnoliopsida; Lamiales; Acanthaceae. The record is from RefSeq and is a predicted model, not a curated record.
AAAAACAACUUGUGAACAAGAAAGGGGAUGGGAUUAUUCGACUUGGAGUCGAAUUACGCCUCCUUUGCCGCGUAUCACAGAAACCCCAUUAACAUCUUCAUUCACAUGAUCCUCACGUGGCCUACCGUCUUCACGGCCUCGGUUCUUCUGUAUUUCACGCCGCCUCUCAUUGCGCACUCGCCAAUUCAAUUGGUGAAUGGCGGCGCCUACGUGGUGCUCAAUUAUGGCUUUUUCAUGACCCUCAUUUACGCGCUCUAUUACGUGAUUUUGGAUAGGAGAGCGGGGUCGCUCGCGGCGCUACUGUGCUUCCUUGGCUGGAUCGGAAGCAGCGUUCUCGGCCGCAGCCUCGGAUUUUCGUUGGCUUGGAAGGUUGUUCUUGCAUCGCAGAUACUAUGCUGGAGUGGUCUGUUCAUUGGCCAUGCAGUAUUUGAGAAGCGUGCGCCUGCUAUAUUCGACAACUUCGCACAAGCAACUCUUAUGGGGUCUUUCUUUGUGUUGCUUGAGAUUUUGCGGUCCUGCUUCGGGUAUGAACCAUACCCCGGCUUUCAUGCCAAAGUGAAAGUCAAAAUUGAUGCCGAAGUUAAAGCUUGGAACGAUGCCAAACUCAAGAAAGCUUAUUGAAGCG